AUGUCCCCUAAAAGGCUCUCUGUUUUCCGUUUUAUGGCGUUUGCUACGCUACGCUACGCUACACUACGCAAACGACUACCACCAGUCAAUUCAGCUUCUGAUGCUUUCUUUCGACUUCUUCCCCACAUAGUAAACAUACUACUGGCACUGUUGAAAACGGACGUCAGAGAGCUCAUCUAUGCUGCCAACAACGCUGAAAGCAUCAGACCUCACAGUCCUAAAAGAAUAUCUUUUUCACGGCUUAUUCGACUUAUUUGUCCUUAUUCGUCUUGUCCGACUAGUACAUAUGGUCUAGAUCGAGUAUUAGAUAUGAAUGUUAUAUUGUUUGAGUAA
Molecule: messenger RNA, 333 nt
Organism: Lottia gigantea (owl limpet)
Lineage: Eukaryota; Metazoa; Mollusca; Gastropoda; Lottiidae
Exons: 2
Coding region: 1-333 (110 amino acids)
Source: RefSeq, a predicted model, not a curated record